This is a messenger RNA of Trematomus bernacchii (emerald rockcod), 2195 nucleotides long. It is a transcript of the gene nup85, whose product is annotated as nucleoporin 85. Gene Ontology annotation, molecular function: structural constituent of nuclear pore. Gene Ontology annotation, cellular component: nuclear pore outer ring. The record is from RefSeq and is a predicted model, not a curated record. NCBI's taxonomy places the organism in Eukaryota, Metazoa, Chordata, Actinopteri, Perciformes, Nototheniidae. Gene Ontology annotation, biological process: protein import into nucleus; positive regulation of DNA-templated transcription; mRNA export from nucleus. The transcript is spliced from 19 exons. The coding region runs from base 131 to 2092 and encodes 653 amino acids.
CGUCUGGGGGCUUUCGUAUGAAUGACUGAGGCGCGUAAGCAGCACGGCACCUGUAGUUCAUGGCGUGGAGUGUUUAUAGCUGAAUAGUUUCGUUAUUUACAUUUCAUUGGGUCGAUAAUAUUGUUCCCUGAUGGAGGAGUUGGACGUUGAGCCGGCCAUCACCAAUAUUCCUGCAGCCAGUGAUGGGAAGCACUUGGGAUUUGCCUGGGGUCCAGGUGAUAUCCUUGUGUACGAGACCCUUUACAAAGCAUCACCAGGUGCCAAAGGAUCAGGCUGCUCCUUCGUCCAUGAGGUCAGGAAAGAUGAGGACAUAUAUUCCCCCAUUUUACGGAAACUCUUCAAUGAGUCACAUCACAUCUUUGUUGGCCUGCAGACAAUUAAAGAAGACCUCCCUAGCAAGAACAAAAAACCCCAAUUUGUGAGCAUCAGUAAAAACUAUAGAUCUGUGAUACGAGCCUGUAUGGAGGAGCUUCAGCAAGUUGCAGUUUCCACAAAAGAUGCAAAAAUGGCCAUGCAAUAUGGAAAUCAGGUGUCCAUUCUGUUGGCCAUAGAGCUGAUCUGGAAUCUGGCUGAAGUGCUGUUCAUUGAUUCUGCUCCAGCUGGUUCCCUGUUGCUCCACCUACUCGACUGGGUAAGGUUACACAAGGCUGAUGUGGAUGAAAAGGCCAGAGAAGUGCUGCAGAGUGAGAGCCCUGCUGAGCACAAAGACUACUGGGAUGUGGUGCUGAGUUACGUGAUGCAGGGCAGGUUGGAAGAAUCCAGACAGAUGUUAGUGAAGCAGGCCACCCUACACCCUGCCCCCAGGAACAUGUACAAGCUGAUGGACACUCUGCUCAGCAAGAUGCCCUUCUACAAUCCUGGAGGCAACCAGACGCUGACAGAGUAUGAUGUGAAGUGGAGGCACUGGCAUGAGGAGGUGGACCGCUGCCUGCAGGACAAUUCAUUCGCCAGCAACAAACAUCUGGAGAUCAUCUGCAAGAUCCUAGUUGGGGAUGAAGACACAUUGCUGGAGCACAAGGAGCUCCUGGGCACCUGGUAUCACUUCCUGGUCACGAGACUACUCUUCAGCCACCCUACAGUCCAACCCACAGAGUUGCACUACUAUGCACAGUCCUGCAUGACGAUGUUUCUGGACUCGAGGAGCGUCCCUGAACCCCUGGACAACAUUUUACUGGCUGCGUUUGAGUUUGACAUCCACCAAGUCAUCAAGGAGUGCAGCAUUGCUCUCAACAACUGGUGGUUUGUGGCCCAUUUGACAGAUCUGUUGGAUCAUUGCCAUCUCCUCCAGUCUCACAAUCUGCAUUUUGGAUCCAACUUGCGAGAGUUUCUCCUGCUAGAAUAUGCUUCUGGUCUCUUCACUCAUCACAGUCUUUGGCAGUUGGCCGUGGAUUACUUUGACCACUGCCCAGAUUUAGGCCGGGUGUACCUGGAGCUGCAGAUUGAGCGUGUUCCUUUAAACACGGAGCGCAAAGCCCUCAAGGUGCUCAGGAUCUGCGAGCAGAGGCAAAUGUCAGAGCAAGUGCGGAGCAUCUGUAAGAUCAUGGCUAUGCGAGCCCUGAAGAACAACAGGCUGGGCUCAGCUCUCUCCUGGAGCAUCAGGGCCAAAGAUGCUGCCUUCGCCACCCUCAUCUCAGAGAGGUUUCUACAGGAUUAUUGCGCCAGAGGGACAUUCUCUGAUCUGGAUCUGAUCGACAACUUGGGUCCAGCAAUGCUGCUCAGCGACCGGCUCACUUUCCUUGGGAAGUACCGUGAGUUCCACCGGCUGUACGGAGAGAAGCGCUUCGGCGAGGCGGCCAAGCUGCUCCUCUCCCUGAUGACGGCCAAGAUCGCCCCCCGCAGCUUCUGGAUGACCCUGCUGACCGACGCCCUGCCGCUGCUGGAGCAGAAAGAGGUGAUCUUCUCGGCCGGCCAGACCUACGAGCUGAUGUUCUGUCUGGAGGAGCUCACCUCCUCUCUGAGCUCCGUGGCUCCCGCCACAGACGGGACUAUGCAGGAUGAAGACAUCGAGCAGACCAAGGUGGAGCUCCUGAGACUCGCUCUGGCCAGGAACCUGGCCAUGGCUAUAGUCAAAGAGGGAACUGUGUCAACAUGAAUGAUGCCAUUUAAAAACAACUCUUAUUAUUCAUUUUUGUAUUGUAUAUAAAGUUUGAGUUAUCAACAUGUGCUCUUUGAUAAUAAAACCGUUUCAUGAUGUA